CUUCCUUCUGGGAUGUCCUUGUUCCUCAAUGGCCCCUCCUGGGGUGGCUUCGUCGCAGGUGCUAACCUGCACUCAGCUGGCACCUCCCCAGUUAUGCAGCACUGCUGGCAAAUUGCAGACUGCCUUGGUGAGCACUUGCACCGUCUCUGUUGGCUGUAUCUCAUAGGCCACACAGACUUACAAAUCUUCAAAACAAGUUUGAGGUCACUUCCUAUUUCCCACUGAGCCCAAGGGCUGCCUCUCACUCCCUGUCGUCCCCUUACAACUCAGGGGUCUGGGUACCCUCAGAACAACUGGUCUUUCUAAUAAAGACUAAAGCAGAAAAGGCACGAAGCACGUCAGCAUCCUCCCCAUCUGCGCCCCAGGCACAGAAGAGCUGGAGCUGGACAGAGAUUGGCAUCGUAAAGCCAAUAGCCUUGAUGAAAAGCAGCACCUUUACUACUGCUUUCACAGCAGAGUGAACAUAAUGGAGAUGACUGUGCCAUGCCCAUGCUCCUCAGCCUGACAAACAAAGGGAUAUUUCUCAAGGUUUCUGUAGUGACUUUGCAAUUGCCCUUUGUGCACAUAUGUAGAUGGGUGUGAACACUGAGCUUUCAGCCACAGAGAGUUUGGAAGGUGCAAUCAUGCCCCAACUCCUGACAGAAAGCUUCUCUAUGUGACAUAUGGCUGUCAGAGGGCCUGUGGGACAGGAUACACCAAUGGCCUUUCACCACACUGAAAAAUACUGCUUCUGUUCAUCCUAAAGCUCAGACCGUGCAAGAACGUUCCACCCCUCUACAGCUGAGCCUUGGGGACAGCAGCUUGUGACAAGACUCCACUGCCACCCCAGCAAGGCUGACUGUUCUCUUCUAGGUGUGUUCAUGCCAGGCUGGACUAUGACCCCUGCUAAAAGAAUGCUUGUUUAGGAUUUUAUAAUGCAGCGUGAGGCCCCUGAGCAAAGUCAACAGUAUAACAUUACAGCUCCAAAACAAUGGAAAGGUUCAAAACCAACAUGACACAGCAGAAACAGGAGAGAUGAAAGAGCUGGUUGUGGCUUUAUCUGGUUCUGAGGCACACUGAACUUUUCUAUCACACUGUGGAAAACCAUGGAAGACAAUUCUGCCAAAGCGGAGUGCAUUCUUUUGCACACUCCUGGGCACAGCAGGGCUUUGGAGCAGUUCUGGCAGCCUGGAUGGGGGGAAGAUGCUCUGCUUGACUCUACCGCCAAGACAACGCAAUGGCAGAAGCCAAUAUACCUGCACUGUUCAGUGACUACAGCACUGCUCAUCAGCCCGUCAGCCUGUGCCCCUGCCUUUGGACUCAGUGCUCCAAAGAACAACUCUGCCAACGGAAACACUGGACAUGGGGCAUUCGCUUGGAAGAAAGGAAAGCACAGAACACCAACUUGUGGCCAUCUGAGCAACAAUCUGACUGCGACAGACAGGGAAAGGGGAAGAGAUCACCUCAGACUGGUUGAUGCAUGGCUGCGAUCUGCUACACCCAUCUGGCUUGAGAUGCAGGUGCAGCAGCUCAGUGGAAGUCCUGCAGACCCACGGGGCAUCGUGUCUCCUUCCCACUUGCUGCUUCCACUGUCUGCACACAGCAAAGCUUCUCCUGGCCAGGGCUGCUGCUGGCUUCUGAUUUAGGAGGUCAGGCAUCACCAGACAGCCAGAUUGUCCUUAAAAAACAAACAGACUUUGGCCCUUUAGUAAGGCUGGAUCCCAGCCAGGAGCUUCUCCCUGGACAGUUCAGACCAGGCAAGAUUGUACCCAGAAACGAGGGUUUGUGCAGCUCAGUGUGGGUGGGGUGUAAGUCCAGCAAGCUACAAGAAGCAUUUGGGCACUGAGCAAACAAGGUGCGCAGAGCAGAAGCAGGAGAAGCAACAUGGGAGAGCUGCGUGUCCGCUCCGCUCUGGUGACUGGGGCCAACCGGGGAAUCGGCCUCGGGCUCGUCCAGCACCUGCUGGCAUUGCCAAACCCACCUGAGUGGGUCUUUGCAACUUGUCGCGACCCCAAGGGACAGCGAGCGCAGGAGCUGCAGAAAUUGGCCUCCAAGCACCCCAACCUGGUCAUCGUCCCGCUCGAAGUCACCGAUCCCGCCAGCAUCAAGGCGGCCGCAGCCAGCGUCGGGGAGCGCCUCAAGGGCUCGGGGCUGAACCUCCUCAUCAACAACGCUGGGAUUGCAAAGAUAAAUUCAAUUGACAAUGAAACACUGAAGGACAUGGUCGAGGUGUACACCACCAACACCAUCGCACCUCUGCUGGUCAGCCAGGCGUUCCUGCCUCUGCUGAAGAAGGCAGCCCAGGGCAGCAUGGGCUCGGGGAUGAGCUGCAGCAAGGCAGCCAUCGUCAACAUUUCCAGCAUUGGGGGUUCGAUCAAAGAAAUGUUUUCAUGGGACAUUACAAACUGCGUGUCUUACCGGUGCAGCAAGGCUGCUCUCAACAUGCUCUCCAGGUGCCAGUCCAUGGGGUACCGGGAUCACGGCAUCCUCUGCGUCGCUUUCCAUCCUGGCUGGGUGCAGACAGACAUGGGGAACUCAGCAGGACACACGGUAGGAGCUUCCCCACGUUGGGUCCAUGCACAGCCUGUGCUGGUCUCCCACGGAGGCUGCUGUCUCCCGGAGCCCUGCACCAAGGCCCCCUCAGGGUGCUGCUCCGUCAGCACCAUGGCAGCUCUCCCUGCCCUGGGAGCCCUGCGCAGCGCCAGCCCCGGCUCCUGGCAGCCCCGCCGCCCGCCUUCCCAGCUCUCACCCUCCUCCCAGGGCUCUGCUUCCCCCUGGUCCCGGCCGCUGCCUUCCCGCAGCCGGGCUCCAGGGCACAGCCUGGGCAGCCCUUGGGCACACACGCCUGCGUUUCUCCCUCUGCCCUGCAGCCCCCCGUGACGGUGGAUGCGAGCGUAGGAGGGAUGCUGAAGGUGCUCUCCAAGCUCUCCGAGAAGGACAGCGGGUCCUUCCUGGACUGGGAAGGGAACGUUGUGGCCUGGUGAGGUGCUGGCCUGGCCUCGUGCCUGGAUCCUGGCAGUGGCCCCUCUGCUGCUGCCUGAGCACUGCUAAUUCCUCAAUAAACCCAUAUCUGACAACA
Messenger RNA from Tympanuchus pallidicinctus (lesser prairie-chicken), 3058 nucleotides. RefSeq names its product C-factor-like. The record is from RefSeq and is a predicted model, not a curated record. The coding region runs from base 1864 to 2859 and encodes 331 amino acids. Lineage: Eukaryota; Metazoa; Chordata; Aves; Galliformes; Phasianidae. The transcript is spliced from 5 exons.